AUGAUGGAUGGGUUUCAAAUCGCGAUUUCUGUCACUCUCGCUUUGCUUUGCAUUGGGAUUCUGAUUUCCCAUGUUUGAUUCUGCCAAAUUUCAACAUCUCCCUCCCCGAUCUUCCCUCAUUUCCAUAUCUCUCUCUCUCUCUCUCCGGCGCUAAUCUACAGAUCCGUAUGCAGUGUGAUUUCGACCGUUAGAUGCUGAGACUUUGAUUGAGCUUUUGACUUGGUCCGCCAUUGGAGUGUGAAAAAAGAAAGAACCUUCAGCUUCGAUGGGGCAGUGCUAUGGUAAGACCAUUCCUACUAGCGACAACGACGCUUCCACCACCAUCACCGCGGAUCGCCCGUCCCAGACUCCCGGUAGGUCUUCGGCUAACAACGGCGCAGUGAAGAACACGCCAGCUCGAUCCUCAGCGACGAGUCCGUGGCCGAGUCCGUAUCCUCACGGCGGCGCCAGCCCACUCCCGGUGGGAGUGUCGCCGUCGCCGGCGAGGUCGACUCCGAGGAAGUUCUUCAAGAGGCCGUUCCCGCCUCCGUCGCCCGCGCAGCACAUCAAGGCCUCUCUGGCGAGGCGAUUUGGGUAUGCGAGGCCCAGGGAAGGCCCGAUCCCUGAAGAUGUUGCGGCGGCGGAGCCUGAUCAGUCACUGGAUAAGAACUUCGGUUACAAUAAGAAUUUCGGUGCUAAGUAUGAAUUGGGGAAGGAGGUGGGACGAGGGCAUUUUGGUCAUACAUGCCAAGCAAGGGGCAAAAAGGGAGACCUCAGAGACCUACCUCUUGCUGUCAAAAUCAUCGCUAAAGCAAAGAUGACUACAGCUAUAUCCAUUGAAGAUGUUCGUAGAGAAGUAAAAAUAUUGAAAGCUCUAUCGGGGCAUAUACAUCUAGUCAGAUUCUAUGAUGCUUGUGAGGAUGCCAACAACGUGUACAUAGUCAUGGAAUUGUGUGAAGGUGGAGAACUACUCGACAGAAUAUUGUCAAGAGGUGGUAGAUACACAGAAGAGGAUGCAAAACUCAUUAUUGUGCAAAUUUUAAGUGUUGUUGCAUUUUGUCAUCUUCAAGGUGUUGUGCAUCGUGACUUAAAGCCUGAGAAUUUCCUUUUCUCCUCUAGAAACGAAGAUGCUAAUAUGAAGCUUAUUGAUUUUGGCCUUUCUGAUUUCAUCAGACCAGAUGAAAGACUAAAUGAUAUUGUUGGAAGUGCAUAUUAUGUGGCACCAGAAGUCCUCCACAGAUCUUAUAGUCUUGAAGCAGAUAUUUGGAGUAUUGGUGUUAUUACUUACAUCUUGUUAUGUGGAAGCAGACCAUUCUGGGCGAGAACCGAAUCAGGGAUUUUUCGUUCAGUACUAAGAGCUGACCCUAACUUUGAUGAUUUACCUUGGCCUUAUAUGUCAGCAGAAGCGAAAGAUUUUGUGAAAAGGCUUUUAAACAAGGAUUACAGGAAAAGGAUGACUGCUGCUCAAGCUCUGACUCAUCCGUGGUUGCGGAGUGAAAAUCAUCCUGUUCCUUUAGAUAUAUUGAUCUAUAAGUUAGUCAAGUCAUACCUUCAUGCUUCACCUUUCAAAUGUGCAGCCCUAAAGGCUCUUUCGAAAGCUUUAACAGUGAACGAGUUGGAUUUUCUUAGAGCUCAAUUUUUGCUCUUGGAACCUAAUAAAGAUGGAUACAUCUCUCUUGAUAACUUCAAAAUGGCUCUUGUGAGAAAUGCAACUGAUGCAAUGAACGAGUCAAGGGUUCCUGACAUUCUUAAUGCGAUGGCACCACUUGCGUAUAGAAAGAUGGAGUUUGAAGAGUUUUGUGCAGCUGCAAUUAGCACAUAUCAACUGGAGGCUGUUGAAGGGUGGGAGCAGAUUGCAUCAACAGCAUUUGAGCAUUUUGAGCAGGAGGGUAACCGAGUCAUCUCAGUGGAGGAAUUGGCUCGGAUUCUUUUAUUGAUGCAGGAAUUGAACGUGGCGCCAUCAGCUUAUUCGCAUAUCAAAGACUGGAUUCGGAGCUCUGAUGGGAAGCUUAGUUUACUUGGGUAUACCAAAUUUUUGCAUGGCCUGACGCUUCGGAGCUCAAACACAAGACAACAAUAGGUUUUUUUAGCAUUUGACAAAUGAUAGCAAUUAGAAUUCAUGGCUUUCAAAGGAUUUGGAGUUUUUUUUUUUUUUUUUUGUCCUUUUGUGGU
Messenger RNA from Camellia sinensis, 2151 nucleotides. RefSeq names its product CDPK-related kinase 3. Gene Ontology annotation, biological process: protein phosphorylation. The record is from RefSeq and is a predicted model, not a curated record. Gene Ontology annotation, molecular function: protein kinase activity; ATP binding; calcium ion binding. NCBI's taxonomy places the organism in Eukaryota, Viridiplantae, Streptophyta, Magnoliopsida, Ericales, Theaceae.